Messenger RNA from Paramecium tetraurelia, 548 nucleotides. RefSeq lists its product as uncharacterized. The record is from RefSeq and is a predicted model, not a curated record. Gene Ontology annotation, biological process: translation. Gene Ontology annotation, molecular function: structural constituent of ribosome. NCBI's taxonomy places the organism in Eukaryota, Ciliophora, Oligohymenophorea, Peniculida, Parameciidae. The transcript has 3 exons. Gene Ontology annotation, cellular component: cytosolic large ribosomal subunit; ribosome.
AUUUUGAAAAAAAUUAAUAUCUAUUUUAAAAUUAAUGUCACAAUAAGUUCUCUGGGAAGUGGUUAAAGGAAACAAUGCCUUUUUGGUUAAGAGAAAUGGAUUGACAUUGUCAACAGACCCAUUCAAUAACACAGGUGUGUAGACAUAUAGCAGCACAGGAUUCAUCAGUAAGAACGCAGUUGGUGUUGUUUCAACCUAAGGAAAAGUGAAUUAGAUUAAUAAUAUUAAUUUGGUCGCAAAGAAGAGCACAAAAUUCUAAUAAGCUGAUAGAAAGGCUAAAAACACUCAAUCAGUGUAUGCCUCAACCUUGGCUGUUAAGCAUGGAGUUCACACUGCUUCCAGAGUUAUCAGAAAGAGAUUCGGUACUUCAAGACUUGGAUCACAAAAGGCAGCCCUCAGAAAGUUGGUCAAGUUAAACAGAGCAAACGCAGUCAGAAGAAGAAAUGAAUUGGCUGCCGCUAAAGCUUAAAAGAAAUGAUUUGCAUAAUUAUCAAAAUGAUGUACAAUAUAUCAAGAAAUAAAUCAUUAUUAUAUUCUUCUUUCCUGAA